Messenger RNA from Oppiella nova, 356 nucleotides. The record is from the annotation of a GenBank genome assembly. Lineage: Eukaryota; Metazoa; Arthropoda; Arachnida; Sarcoptiformes; Oppiidae.
CUCAAUGAAAUGGCAGACGACGGAGACUUCCUCAUCAGAGACAGUGAAACCAAUGCCGGCGAUUACUCGGUGUCCCUGAAGGCGCCGAUGAGAAACAAACACUUUCGGGUGCAUUACGAUGACGGCAUUUACUGCAUCGGACAGCGAAGGUUCGGCUCAUUAGAUGAACUCAUAGAGCACUACAAGAAGGCCCCCAUCUAUACCAGUCCUAAAGGCGACAAAAUGUUUCUCAUUAAACCCUUUGCCAGACCUCAGCUCUAAUUAGCACCGGAUUAUAGUUUGUAUUCUAGACAUCAAUCUUAUAAUAAUAAUACGAUAUAAAUAUAUAUAAAUAAUUUCAUUGACAACAUAUGUGA